CUGGCGGGGGCGCGAGACGCCUCUCUCUCUCGGGUCAGGCUCUCAGCGCCCGGCUCCCGGCUCCCCGCGCGCGGUGCGGAGCCUUUCCUAAAAAGACGCGCAGCCGAGUCGCGUGGGUGGGAGGACGCGGCAGGCAGUGUCGUCGGAUCCGCCCGCAGUCCGCAGCCCAGCUGAGCCCGGAGGCCGCCCGGAUGGAGCCACCGCUCCCAGUCGGAGCCCAGCCCCUUGCCACUGUCGAGGGUAUGGAGAUGAAGGGUCCUCUCCGGGAGCCCUGCGCCCUGACCCUAGCCCAGAGGAACGGGCAAUAUGAGUUAAUAAUCCAGUUGCACGCGAAGGAACAGCAUGUUCAAGAUAUCAUUCCUAUAAAUAGCCACUUUAGAUGUGUUCAAGAAGCAGAAGAAACUCUUUUGAUUGAUAUAGCUUCAAACAGUGGCUGCAAAAUUCGGGUUCAGGGGGACUGGACCAGAGAGCGCCACUUUGAAAUCCCUGAUGAGGAACACUGUUUGAAGUUCCUAUCAGAGGUCCUUGCUGCUCAGGAAGCACAGUUACAACUUCUUGUUCCAGAGCAAAAGGACUCAUCCAGCUGGUACCAGAAAUUAGAUACUAUGGACAAACCUGUGUUUUCAGGGCUUCUUGGAUUUGAGGAUAAUUUUUCAUCUAUGAAUUUGGACAAGAAGAUAAAUUUACAAAAUCAGCCUAUGGGGAUUCAUCGGGAACCCCCACCCCCACCCCCUUCAGUGAAUAGAAUGCUUCCACGUGACAAAGAAGCUUCUAACAAGGAACAGCCCAAAGUGACCAACACCAUGCGGAAGCUCUUUGUACCAAAUACCCAGUCUGGACAGCGGGAGGGUCUCAUCAAACAUAUCCUGGCAAAGCGGGAGAAAGAAUAUGUCAACAUUCAGGCUUUCAGAUUUUUUGUUGGAACUUGGAACGUGAAUGGCCAGUCUCCAGACAGUGGGUUAGAACCUUGGCUGAACUGUGAUCCGAAUCCUCCUGAUAUCUACUGCAUUGGAUUCCAAGAGCUGGACUUGAGUACAGAAGCCUUUUUCUACUUUGAAUCUGUGAAGGAACAAGAGUGGUCCAUGGCUGUGGAAAGGGGUUUGCAUUCCAAAGCCAAGUACAAGAAAGUUCAAUUAGUUCGUCUUGUUGGGAUGAUGCUCCUGAUAUUUGCCAGAAAGGAUCAUUGGCGAUAUAUCCGUGAUGUUGCUACAGAAACAGUUGGAACUGGAAUCAUGGGGAAAAUGGGAAACAAGGGUGGGGUAGCUGUGAGAUUUGUAUUUCACAACACUACCUUUUGCAUUGUCAACUCCCACUUGGCUGCCCAUGUGGAGGACUUUGAGAGAAGGAAUCAAGAUUAUAAGGACAUCUGUGCACGAAUGAGUUUUGUGGUCCCAAAUCAGGCCCUCCCGCAGCUGAACAUCAUGAAACAUGAUGUUGUCAUCUGGUUGGGAGAUUUGAACUAUAGACUUUGCAUGCCUGAUGCCAAUGAAGUGAAGAGUCUUAUUAGCAAGAAUGACCUUCAGAGACUCUUGAAAUUUGACCAGCUAAAUAUUCAGCGCACACAGAAAAAAGCUUUUGCUGACUUCACUGAAGGGGAAAUCAAGUUUAUCCCCACUUAUAAGUAUGACUCUAAAACUGACCGAUGGGAUUCCAGUGGGAAAUGUCGGGUUCCAGCCUGGUGUGACCGAAUUCUUUGGAGAGGGACAAAUGUUAAUCAGCUUCAUUACCGGAGUCACAUGGAACUGAAAACCAGUGACCACAAGCCUGUUAGCGCCCUCUUCCAUAUUGGGGUGAAGGUUGUGGAUGAACGGAGGUAUCGGAAAGUGUUUGAAGAUAUUGUACGCAUCAUGGACAGAAUGGAAAAUGACUUCCUUCCUUCCUUAGAACUCAGCAGGAGGGAGUUUGUGUUUGAGAAUGUGAAGUUUCGACAACUACAAAAGGAGAAGUUCCAGAUCAGCAACAAUGGACAGGUUCCCUGCCAUUUUUCUUUCAUCCCUAAACUUAAUGACAGCCAAUACUGCAAGCCAUGGCUUCGGGCUGAACCUUUUGAGGGCUACUUGGAGCCAAAUGAAACAGUGGACAUUUCUCUUGAUGUGUAUGUCAGCAAAGACUCUGUAACCAUCCUGAACUCAGGAGAAGAUAAAAUUGAAGAUAUUCUUGUCCUUCACCUGGAUCGCGGCAAAGAUUACUUCUUGACCAUCAGUGGAAAUUACCUCCCAAGUUGUUUUGGUACAUCCUUAGAGGCUUUGUGCCGAAUGAAAAGACCAAUCCGAGAAGUUCCUGUUACCAAACUCAUAGACUUGGAAGAAGACAGCUUCCUAGAAAAGGAGAAAUCCCUUCUGCAGAUGGUUCCCUUGGAUGAAAGUGCCAGUGAGAGACCCCUUCAGGUCCCCAAGGAGAUCUGGCUUUUGGUAGAUCACUUAUUCAGAUAUGCCUGUCACCAGGAGGACCUGUUCCAAACUCCUGGAAUGCAGGAGGAGUUACAGCAGAUCAUAGAUUGUCUGGAUACCAGCAUUCCUGAGAUAAUCCCUGGCAGUAAUCACUCUGUGGCUGAAGCACUGCUCAUUUUCCUGGAAGCCCUGCCAGAGCCUGUCAUCUGUUACGAGCUGUAUCAGCGAUGCCUCGACUCUGCUCAGGAUCCCCGGGUCUGUCGACAGGUGAUUUCCCAGCUUCCAAGAUGCCAUAGAAAUGUCUUUCGUUACUUGAUGUCAUUCCUUCGAGAGCUCUUAAAAUCCUCAGAAUACAACAAUGUCAGCGCCAACAUGAUCGCUACUCUCUUCACAAGUCUUCUCCUAAGGCCUCCACCCAAUCUGAUGGCAAGACAGACUCCAAGUGACCGCCAGCGUGCUAUCCAAUUCCUUCUGGGUUUCCUGCUUGGGAGCGAUGAAGACUAAUAAGCCUUUUUCUCUUAACUACUCUCUGAGAUUCUAGAGGUGGAAGAUCUCCGGCACCAAGUAUUUUAGAAUGAUUUGCAAAGUCAUGCCACAGGAAGGGUCUAUUGCAGAAUUUUGAGGCUGUUGGUAUGAAAAAGUUGUUUCUAAAGCAAAAGGAAGAGAGUUUCCUAAUCCCUCCCUUACCAUAUCCUACACAGCAAAAUACUUUUAGACUUAUAUUGCCAAGCCAAAGUUUCCAUAUUUUGGUGUUUUUGUGUUCUCUCUUUAUAAGGCAAGAGAUCUGUAUUUACACUCCUUUACCUGGGGAUGUGUUUGUUGCCUCUGCCUAGCUGUCAUGAUUGUCCUUAGUACCCUAGGCCUAGAUUCUGAGAUGUUCCCGUUCUAGGCCUAUAAGCACUACUUGCUGUAGCUCAGACUUGUGUGUGGUCCUUCCUCUCAAGCACUUUUGCCCCCUUCCCCGUAUCACCCGUUUGCACUCACUUCACUACUACUAUCACAUUAAAGGAGAUCUAGGUGAGUCUAGUGACUCCUUGGGUGUCCCCAGCAGUGAGUUAACUGUCUACAUAUGGUUGUACAUGCGUUUGUGCAUUUUUACUACAGUGGUGUUUGUAUGUCUCUGUAACAUUGGCCUUUUCAUGGGUCUGUGCCGUAUUCUCUUGUCUCAGACUACAUUUAGUAGCAGAACUUUAGGGACUAUUUGAGAUGACAUCCCACUGAUGUGAUAGAAUCACAGAGUGGAAGUGUUUUGAGUAUUUCAGGAGUGAGAAUAUUCAUGUUUGAUGGGUCCUGCUUCCUACCAUCCCUUUCUCUUAUUCAAAUUUUACCCAAGAGCUAAUCUUGGGUGUCUAUGGGAGCCACCCCUACUUAAAAAUCCAUCUCUGGAGCAACACUUGUACCAGUCAAAAAGCAAGUCUGCACCUCAAGCAGGACUUUCUAGAGAUACUUACUGUUCCUUCCCCCAGCAAGAGUACUGAAGAUGGCCUUGGAACCUCCUCUCCAGUAUCCUAAAGUACGAAGUGCAGACAUCACCCCCUCUCUCAUCAAAGUAGACUGGGAUCAACAUCCAGUUCCCUUUGGCUCCCAGGUACUUUGUCCAAUGCUUGUGAGAGAGACUGUGCAGUGGGCCCAGCCAAGCACCUUUCUCUCCCACCCGAGACAACUCUCUGAGCUUUUCAUUUACUUGAGCUCUGUGGGGCAGCCUUUUAAAAAAAAUUAAUCUAUGUUGGUUGGCAAACCAGCCACCAGCCACUGACUGCAAAAGUGCCUGGUGCAGUUGGCUUCCUCCUGGUUUUCUUUCAUUAAAACCACCCUGGGUCAACUCAUUUUUGCCUGUUACCAUUAAUCCAAGGAGCCUAACGCACAGGCACUGUGUCCAGUGUUGGGCAUCGACUCCUGACUUUUCUAGUGCAUCAAAGGAGGGAGCCAAGAGAAACACUGCAGCUGAAUGGUUCUCCAGUUUCCCUGUCUCUUAUAAGUUGAGUUCUUUGGGGGAAGAAAAGGUACAUAUCCUGUGAUAGACUGAUUAAACCCUUUCCUGACUGGGAGUUUUGGAACUAGGAGUCAAGUUAUUGGUGCCAAGUAGCUGCAGAUCUGAUAGGUUAGGGCACUGGGUGUUGACUUAGUCAAUGGAAGAUGAUGAGCAGAACACUUGUCUCCCUUAGGCCAGAAAGUGAUCACCAGAGAAGCAGAUUAUAGAAGCUGGGGCAAUGUUACCACACAAAGACAGGGCGAUGCCUAUCCUAGGCACAUUUUCUAGUAUGUUGCCAACCUGGGAUCUUUGGGUGAUCAAGGAUAUGGUUAGUGGGGGCUCUGUGCAGCAUCCUAGCUCCUUCUUCACAAGACACAUACACUAUUUUGGUUUACUGCCUCAACCUUUUUUCAGCUCUGGUCCUGAGAUGUACACAGGGUUGAGGGUUUUAGACAAUCUCUAGGUACGGGAGACAAGAAAUAGAGCAGACAUAAGAGAGAUGCCUCCCUACUGUGCCUCCUCCAGCACCCCAACUUCUAAUUUCUAAGUACCUCUAAUGUACUACUCCAUAGCAUUUCUGAAGUAGGGGCUUCAGACUCAGCUGGUAGAGAAGGAUUCUGCAUCUACAGUUUUAGGGAAGAAACAGUUCAAACUCAUGUGAUACUGCAUUAGUCUCCCUUUCACUGUUUUCUGAUUCUUAUUCUGUAGUUGUUUGUUAUAUUUCCCCAAAAUGUCUUGGUCACUAAGCAAAGCUGCUAGUGGGAUCCUGUAUUUUGUGUCAUCUUUUUUAUUAUAAUUUAUUGCAAAUUUUUCUGAAUAAAUAUAUGUUGUGUGAAAAA
Rhinolophus ferrumequinum (greater horseshoe bat) is the source of this 5201-nucleotide messenger RNA. RefSeq names its product OCRL inositol polyphosphate-5-phosphatase (gene OCRL). The coding region runs from base 192 to 2894 and encodes 900 amino acids. Gene Ontology annotation, biological process: phosphatidylinositol dephosphorylation; signal transduction. Gene Ontology annotation, molecular function: inositol phosphate phosphatase activity; phosphatidylinositol-4,5-bisphosphate 5-phosphatase activity. Lineage: Eukaryota; Metazoa; Chordata; Mammalia; Chiroptera; Rhinolophidae. The record is from RefSeq and is a predicted model, not a curated record. The transcript is spliced from 24 exons. Gene Ontology annotation, cellular component: membrane; cytoplasm.